Staurois parvus is the source of this 321-nucleotide messenger RNA. The record is from the annotation of a GenBank genome assembly. NCBI's taxonomy places the organism in Eukaryota, Metazoa, Chordata, Amphibia, Anura, Ranidae.
AUGUAUGUGAAAUGCUUUGAUACAGUAAUGUUUUACUAUGUGAUUUUAGUGUAUUUAGUGAAUGUCACUUUUUGUAAUUUUCAAAUUUCCCACCACUUCCAUCCCCCGUACGUCCCGACGUCGCAGGGGACGGAACCCAGAAGACAGAUGUCGGCAUCCGCCGGAGGAGAUUACAGGGGACACUGCAGGAGGGACAUCGCGGGAGCGCAGGACAAGGUAAGAGAAGAACAGAUCCCGGAGCAGCGCCGCAUGGUAAGCCCGAGUGUAGCUCGGGGUUCACCGCUUUUGCUACACUCGGGAAUACCGCCAGGGAGGCUACGG